UGAUUGUCCGCGCAGUUAGUUGACGUUGUCAGCUUGUGUCGCAAAUACGAAGACUCCCAAUGGCUGCCGAACGGCUUUUGAUGAUCGCGUUGACGAUCCUUUUUAGCAUCUGUCUGCCAGCGGAUGGCGGCCGACUGAGCUCACCGCUGAUGCGCUCCAGAUUCAACGUGGAUCCGGGCCGGAUUAUCAAUGGCACCGAGGCCUCCAUGGAGGCCACCAGGCACCAGGCCAGCCUGCGACGUCGCCUCAACGAUGGCUACUUCUUUGGCACCGGCCACAUUUGCGGCGGCUCCCUGAUCAAGCCCAAUGUGGUCCUCAGCGCUGCCCAUUGCUUCGUGGAUCAGGAUAUCUACGAUGGCACCUUUCUGCCCAAAGAGGACAUCAUUGUGGUCAUGGGCAAUUUGGAUCGCUUCGAGAAGGCCAACACUUUAACCUUUGACAUUGAGCAGCUGAUGUUCCAGCUGGAAAAAUUUGAUUUGUCGACAUACGACAAGGACAUCGCACUGGUUUUUCUAAGUGGGUCAGUGCCGGCUUAUCAUCCCACGAUACGACCCAUUGGACUGACUGCUCUAACGGUGCCGAGUGGAAUCGUGUGCCAGGUCACAGGGUGGGGCUACACCGAGGAGGGCUACAGUCCCGAUUUACUCAUGACCGUCGAUGUGCCCAUAAUCAGUGAGACGCAGUGCAUCAACGAUAGCGGCCUGGGUCACUUAAUAUUGCCCGGCAUGAUCUGUGCCGGCUACAUGGAAGGAGAGCGUGAUGCCUGCAACGGUGACUCCGGCGGACCCCUCGUCUGUCAAAGCCAACUGGCGGGCAUUGUCUCCUGGGGCAUUGGCUGUGCCCAGCCCAUGCUUCCAGGCGUUUACACCGAUGUCUCUUACUACUACGACUGGAUAAUCGAGAAUAUCUCUGAGUCGGGCAGCGGCGAGGGAAGCGGAGAGGGAAGCGGAGAGGGAAGUGGAGAAGGAAGUGGAGAGGGAAGUGGAGAAGGAAGUGGAGAAGGAAGUGGAGAGGGAAGUGGAGAAGGAAGUGGUGAGGGAAGUGGAGAGGGAAGUGGAGAAGGAAGUGGUGAGGGAAGCGGAGAGGGAGAGGGCGAUGGCGUCGGUAUCAUUACAUUUUCAUUCGGCUUGAGCAUUGCAGUGCCUGUGCUGCUCGGCCUAUGCCACGUGUCUUAG
Messenger RNA from Drosophila mojavensis, 1175 nucleotides. RefSeq names its product trypsin-1. NCBI's taxonomy places the organism in Eukaryota, Metazoa, Arthropoda, Insecta, Diptera, Drosophilidae. Gene Ontology annotation, biological process: proteolysis. Gene Ontology annotation, molecular function: serine-type endopeptidase activity. The record is from RefSeq and is a predicted model, not a curated record. The coding region runs from base 60 to 1175 and encodes 371 amino acids. The transcript has 3 exons.